AAUGACAUGCUGAAUAGUAGGACCUUCAUUUUUUUGUGACAGAUGUCUGUAUUCACAUCUAGGAACUCAACGAUGGAAGACAUUGUACAGAACCCGUUGGAUGAUGGGCUUGGGAUAACAGAAAUAUCGACUUUAGAAGCCACAAAACAGCAUCUCAACUACCUGAAUUUGAACCUUGAAAAGGAUCUGCAGAGGCUGGACGAGGCCAAUCAGAUUCUUCUCAGACAGAUUCAAAAGAAAGAGAAAUCUAUUCAAAGUCUUGAAAGAGAAAUUGCCUUGUCCACUGAGAGAGUCCCAGAGACGGAAGAGUUCACUGAGAUUGCAAUACAGAAGGAGAACGCCCUGAAGGACCUGGAGCUGGAGACAGCAAAGCUGGAGGAAAAGAAUAAGACCCUAAGGGAAAAAAUCAUGCAACUUCAGGAUAGGAUUUCAACAGAACUUAAGAAUCCUAGCCAUGAUCCAGAAACCCUGAAAAAGAAAAUAGCAGAAUUGAAGGUGAAACUACGGAAGUCAAGCAAGUCCUGUGCACAACAAGAGAAGGAAAUAGCCAAGAUGCAAAGUGACUACCAGUCUGUACAUCAGCUUUGUGAAGACCAGGCUCACUACAUAAAGAAAUACCAGGAAAUUCUGAGGGAGAUGGAGAAGGAACAAGAAGUGAUGCUGCUUGAAAAAGAAAUGUCCAAAGCCCAGAAUGACUCUUCCCAAAAAGUGAAACCUGGGGCUACUCUGGUAGAGACCAUUCAGAGCAACAUGGAGAAGAACAUCAUUAAGAAGCAGAAGAGGAAGUUUUUGGUUAGGCACUUCCACUACCUCUUCUUCAUGAUCGUGGUCUUCCUUCGGCUACUGGGUUGCGUGAUCUUCCACCUGCAUUAUAUAAACCCGGACUUCCUCGUGGACACUCUGCCCAUGCUGAUGAGCAGAAGCACGCUGAAGUGGCUGAGGGACAUACUGUUACCCUUCCUUACACUAGAGGUGGAAGACGUUCUACCACACUAGUGGCAGGCGACCCGCCAGGCCUCCCAUUGUACCCACAAUGGAGGGGCUGUGGUUAUGGCCCUGAGUUGGUGGUGUGGGGCAGGAAGGAAAUGGUGGUGACUCAGGGCCUCUAUGUGACAGCUGAGUUUUAUAUGUAACUCUCUCCUAGCGUGUCUCUCUGCGAAUACAGAAUGCGUUUGAUCAGAGUUCACUGUGUUGGUCUGUGCAUCCUGAGGCCUUUCUAUGUAGUCACAAAUUCUCUGUUCUCUUCAGACAAAACAAAAAUGAAAACUCCUCUGGGACCUCCACUUUCUGUUUCAUUUUAUUAAACAAAAAAUAAAAUCACAUGUUAAUUUUCUAGAGUCUCAGUCCUUUAGGGAGGCAUGCAAGAGGGCGUCCAUGGAGCUAGACUUCGUGGAUGACUUUAAGUCUUACAUUAACCAACACUCUCUCCCUAUGGCUCUUUGUGCUUUGUGCUAUUUUUAAAAAGUGGGGUUAUAACAGAUACAACCUUUUUCCUAAUGAGGUAAUUACUCAUUCUUAAAUAAUUCAAAAAAGCAAAUUCAA
Molecule: messenger RNA, 1542 nt
Organism: Myodes glareolus (Bank vole)
Lineage: Eukaryota; Metazoa; Chordata; Mammalia; Rodentia; Cricetidae
Source: RefSeq, a predicted model, not a curated record